AUGCAGGUUCGCACCUCUUCUACAAAACUUCCGACAUGGGCGUCUCGGGCCAACAGAAGCCAUACCUAUACCAACACGGAUGCCAGCCUGGCCAUCUUUCCCACGGAGAGAAGUCGUGUAAACGCGAUCGAAAUCAAGGGAGCGAAGACGACGAGGGAGGGCGGAAGCCUGACAAAGCCUGACAUGGUGUUUGCUCUCACGCACGAAGGACAUCUUAGCAAGUCCGAGGCCACUCCUUCGUACACGAGGUACUGCGCUGAGUACGUAGGCCCCACAAUCCCAGAACAACGGAACCUAGAUCCCACUAGAGUUCACGGGCAUUUGUCGCAUGGUCUCAUGCUAAUGGACGUCGUCCAUGACAACUCUCCCUUGUUGGGAGACAAUGAAUACCUAAUACAAGUAUAUACAACGGAUGGGAACGGCCUGGUUGUGCCCCGCAUCCCCGGAGACCCGGUCUGGGGGCUCUGUUCCUCCGUGUCUGACUCCCCGGCCGGGGAAGCACAUCCGGCGAACGAUUCUCAAAAUUCCAAACAAAAACCUGUCCUCGGGAUUGGAUUCCCUCCCAGCCACACAACACCAUCCAUGCAGCAAAACGAAUUCUCGCCCACCGCAUCCACCGCAGCCAGUCAAGCUAUUCCUCUCAUCGCGGGUCAGGUACCUUGCGCAUGGAAUAUGAUGUGUCUCUCAUCGCGACACGGAAUGAAUGAAUGCGCGGGAGAGAGCCGCUGA
Molecule: messenger RNA, 729 nt
Organism: Sodiomyces alkalinus F11
Lineage: Eukaryota; Fungi; Ascomycota; Sordariomycetes; Glomerellales; Plectosphaerellaceae
Exons: 10
Coding region: 1-729 (242 amino acids)
Source: RefSeq, a predicted model, not a curated record